Molecule: messenger RNA, 1939 nt
Organism: Suncus etruscus (white-toothed pygmy shrew)
Lineage: Eukaryota; Metazoa; Chordata; Mammalia; Eulipotyphla; Soricidae
Gene: MATN4
Product: matrilin 4
Exons: 8
Coding region: 1-1629 (542 amino acids)
Molecular function (GO): calcium ion binding
Source: RefSeq, a predicted model, not a curated record
AUGAGGGGGCUUUUAUGCUCCCCACUGCUGGUGCUACUGUUCCUUCUCCAGCCCUGGGAAACUCAGCCCCAGGCCACAGCUCCCAGGUGCCACACGGGGCCCCUGGAUUUGGUGCUGGUGAUCGACAGUUCGCGCAGCGUGCGCCCCUUCGAGUUUGAGACUAUGCGGCAGUUCUUGGUGGGCCUCCUCCGCGGCCUGGACGUGGGGCCCAACGCCACGCGCGUCGGCCUGAUCCAGUAUUCGAGCCAGGUGCAGAGUGUCUUCCCACUCGGCGCCUUCUCGCGUGUGGAGGACAUGGAACGCGCCAUCCGCGCCCUGGUACCUUUGGCACAGGGCACCAUGACUGGUUUGGCCAUCCAGUACGCCAUGAAUGUGGCCUUCAGCGUAGCCGAGGGAGCCCGCCCGCCGGAGGCGCGUGUGCCGCGGGUCGCUGUCAUUGUCACGGACGGGCGGCCCCAGGACCGAGUGGCCGAUGUGUCUGCUCAAGCACGAGCCCGUGGCAUCGAAAUCUAUGCUGUGGGGGUGCAGCGUGCAGACGUGGCAUCUCUGCGCGCCAUGGCGUCACCUCCCUUGGACGAGCAUGUGUUUCUUGUGGAGUCCUUCGACCUGAUCCAGCAGUUUGGCUUGCAAUUCCAGAGUCGGCUGUGCGGAAAGAACCUGUGUGCGAAGGGGACACAUGGCUGCCAGCACCAGUGUAUCAACACCCCAGGCACCUUCCACUGUGCCUGCAAGCCUGGCUUCCAACUGGCAGCAGACAACAAGAACUGUCUGGCACAAGACCUCUGCAACGGUGUAGACCAUGGAUGCGAGUUCCAGUGUGUGAGUGAGGGUCUCUCUUACCGCUGCCUGUGCCCUGAGGGCCGGCAACUCCAGGCUGAUGGCAAGAGCUGCAGUCGGUGCCGGGAAGGCCAUGUGGACCUGGUUCUGCUGAUCGAUGGCUCCAAGAGUGUCCGCCCUCAGAACUUUGAGCUGGUGAAACGCUUCGUGAACCAGAUCGUGGACUUCCUGGACGUGUCCCCAGAGGGCACGCGCGUGGGGCUGGUGCAAUUCUCUAGCCGUGUGCGCACCGAGUUCCCGCUGGGCCGCUAUGGCACCGGAGCCGAGGUGAAGCAAGCGGUGAUGGCAGUGGAGUACAUGGAGCGUGGGACCAUGACCGGGCUGGCCCUCCGCCACAUGGUGGAGCACAGCUUCUCUGAGGCUCAGGGCGCGAGGCCACGGGCCCUCAACGUGCCUCGGGUCGGCCUGGUCUUCACCGAUGGCCGCUCCCAGGAUGACAUCUCCGUGUGGGCAGCUCGUGCCAAGGAGGAAGGCAUUGUCAUGUAUGCCGUGGGUGUGGGCAAGGCGGUGGAGGAGGAGCUGCGCCAGAUUGCUUCGGAGCCCUCAGAGCUUCACGUGUCCUAUGCUCCUGACUUCAAUACCAUGACACACUUGCUGGAGAACCUCAAAGGCAGCAUCUGCCCGGAGGAGGGCAUCGGCGCGGGCACGGAGCUCCGGAGCCCUUGCGAAUGCGAGAGCCUCGUGGAGUUCCAGGGACGCACAUUGGGGGCGCUGGAAAGUCUGUCGCAGAACCUGUCUCAGCUGACAGCCCGCCUGGAGGAUUUGGAGAACCAGCUGGCCACCCAGAAGUGAAGGCCUGGUAGCCGCUGGGGAGGCUGGGGCACGCCUCUAUAGAUUGACUGUGUCCCCUGGCGCGCUGCCCUGUCGGGAUCGGUACCACCUGGUCCCUUGGACUUGGUUUGUUGUGCAAGAGGUGAUGGCGGACUCCCAGCGUUGUGCUCGAGCUGGCCCUGCCGCACCUGAAGUCGCACUGCCUGGGCCCUGCCGGUGUUCUGGGCUUUGGGGGCUACACGCUCUCUGUGCGUGCUGCGCUCAGUUCUUUGUUGGAUUCGCCUGUGUUUUCUUUUUCUUUAAAAAAAAAAUUAAAAUCUCGUUUCCAUGG